AUGGAGAUCCCAGAUUCCAUCAGUCUAGGAGUGGAGGUUGAGUUCCUCACUGCUCAAUACAAAGACAAGGAUGCUCAAGUUCUCGAUCAGGAUCACAGAUGGGCAUGUGAUCCUCCGUCCGAGGACCCGUAUACGGUGCCCUCGCCUGCGGGGCCUCAUUAUUGGGCCGAGAUGGCUUCCGUCAUGCAAGGUUGCGAGGCUUUAGCAACCGCUCAACUUCCCACGGGAUGUCCAUAUCCUUCCAAGUCUGACCCUCUGAACCCUAUUGCCCAUGAUGCCCCUGCAGACUCGAUCCUUGAACUUCCAGACUUUUCGCGUAUCCGUGUCUGGAACAAAGAAGCUGCCGUGUCCAAGGAUGGCAUUGUCUCCCGAGCUGAUUACUGGUUCAUGGUUCGCGAAGCGCACAUCUCUGUCGACGUCCGAAAGCUGCCUGGGAAGUCACCUUCGACCAAGUAUAACUGGCACGGAACCGAACUAAACAGCCCUGUCCUGACUCGUCCUGAAGAGUUCAAGUAUGGGCUGCCUUCGCUCAAGCGAAGCCUUGACGCAAUUCAGAACAACGUCAAAGUUGCUCUGAAUGAAAGCUGUGGACUUCACCUCCACGUAAACCAGUCCGGGAAAUUGAGGCAGGACACUGCGAAACGCAUCGCAUGUCUCGUCCUUCUCCUGGAGGAACCCUUGCUAUACCAAAUCAGUCACCCGCAUCGAGGCAAGUCCCCCUUCUGCGUGAGAAUCAGCACGGAUUCCAAGGCUGUCAUGGAGGAAUCCUGGAUCCCUGGAUUGGUUGGUGACGGUGCCAUGCAGAUGGAGGCUCUAGGUAAGGUCAUGAAAAGCUUCGAGGACAGCAAUAAGGUAGACAAGAAGAUCCUACAGGCUAUGAAACGCAUCUAUGCUCAAGCCGGCCUCGAGAGUCUCCGAUCGAUUCUGAAGAAGUUUGAUGAAGGACCGGUGCGCACCACUCGCCGUUGUGGGCUGGUGGUUUCCAGGAACGAUACCUUGGAGUUCCGAUACCCAGCAUCAACUUUCGAUUCCGAAUACAUUGCGGCGUGGGGCCAGUUGGUGCGACACAUUUUCGCCCUUGCCAUGAAGCCAGCCGACGAGUUCUCGCAGAUUCUUUGCCGCGUGUACGAACUUGUCGCGCAGGACAAGGCGGUCGGCUGGGAGGCCGCGAUGGAGGCCAUCGAGUUCACAGACGUCGGCCCGGAGAAGUGGAAGAAGUGGAUCAGUGAAUUUGACGGGCCACUGAAGGACCUAGAUCAACAGGGAAUCAUGCCUCCGCGACCUAGAAUGGCUCUUGAUUAA
Ilyonectria robusta is the source of this 1302-nucleotide messenger RNA. RefSeq lists its product as uncharacterized. The transcript has a single exon. Bases 1 to 1302 code for a protein of 433 amino acids. The record is from RefSeq and is a predicted model, not a curated record. NCBI's taxonomy places the organism in Eukaryota, Fungi, Ascomycota, Sordariomycetes, Hypocreales, Nectriaceae.